Molecule: messenger RNA, 603 nt
Organism: Trichomonas vaginalis G3
Lineage: Eukaryota; Parabasalia; Trichomonadida; Trichomonadidae
Exons: 1
Coding region: 1-603 (200 amino acids)
Source: RefSeq, a predicted model, not a curated record
AUGAAAUCUGUACUUGAAAACUCUCUAGAACUAUGGAAACAUGCUGCAAACCUUGCAGAUCCUCAUCCGAUUGCAACUGUUCAUGCAGCUCUUGCUGAAGAUGAUGGUUUGGUCAAAGCAUUUAAGACAAAAUGGCCGUAUGUUGCAGCAAAGAUAUACACAACGCUAGGAAAAGAAUAUGCGCAUAAUUUUGCUGAAUGUUUACCUCAAUCAACAAGGUUUUUGGCUUAUAUCAUUGAAGAUUUGUUAUCUAAUGGAAAAUGGAAGGAAGCUGCCGACACAUUGUUGAAGUUUGAUAUAGGAAUGACUGAAGUACGAGCAUCUGCACUCGCAGUUUGCAUUUUAUUCAGUGAUGUGGCAGGAUUUGACGAAUCAGCACAAUUUUUCAGAGAAGAACUUGAAGAUAUUCUAACAAUAGAUGUUGGACAUUUUAAAGAAGUGAAAGACACUCUUAGAAAUAUCUCAAAUAUGUGGAAUACCGAAAUUAAAGAGAAUGAAAUUCCAUCAGGAAAGAAUGUUCUCAUAGCUGCAAGAUGGGUUGUAAAUAAUGCAAAUACAGCUGAAAAGGUCGUAGAUGUCUCAAACUUCGCUAAUCAAAUUUGA